Messenger RNA from Glycine soja, 1639 nucleotides. RefSeq names its product protein trichome birefringence-like 19. Lineage: Eukaryota; Viridiplantae; Streptophyta; Magnoliopsida; Fabales; Fabaceae. The record is from RefSeq and is a predicted model, not a curated record. Gene Ontology annotation, cellular component: Golgi apparatus. The coding region runs from base 114 to 1412 and encodes 432 amino acids. The transcript is spliced from 2 exons. Gene Ontology annotation, molecular function: O-acetyltransferase activity.
UGAAUUAAAACUGAAUUAAAACUUGAAAAGUUUAUCCUAACCAAACAUUAGAAUAAAGUUCAUAUUUAUAUGAGCCAUUCAGUAAAGCCUUUGUUUCAGAACAUAACUCAGCAAUGACAAUGAAGUUUCGGGCCAAUGAGGUUCUCAAUGGGAAGUACACAAGAGCCACAGCCAAAAGUGUUUUCCUGGUACCCUUCACUCUUCUUCUCAUCAUGCUCCCUCUUUCUCUCAUGAGAAGCUCUCAUGAAUCAACUCCAGAGAUAUCUUCUGUAAGUGUAAGCAGCAGUUUGAACAACAACACAGAAGUAAAACAAUGUAACAUCUUUUCUGGAAGAUGGGUGCAUAAUCCUGAAGCACCUUACUACAGCAAUGAAACAUGCCAUUGGAUAAUAGACCAACAAAACUGCUUGAAGUUUGGGAGGCCUGAUAGAGAGUACCUCCAUUGGAGGUGGAAACCUGAUGAAUGUGAGCUUCCAUUCUUCAAUGCAACUCAAUUCUUAAAUCUUGUGAGAGGAAAGAAAAUGGCAUUUGUUGGAGACUCAGUGGGGAGAAACCAGAUGCAGUCUUUGUUGUGCCUCCUAAGUCAUGUGUCUGAACCUGAGGAUGUUUCUCAUAAAUAUUCUUCUGAUGUGGUAUACUUCAAACGUUAUUUCUACCAUGAUUACAAUUUCACCCUUGGAAAUCUAUGGUCUCCAUAUUUUGUGAGAUCCAGUGAUGCUGACCCCAGAGGCCACACCUACAACAGCAUCAUGAAGUUGUAUGUGGAUGAGGCAGAUGAAGCAUGGACAAGCCAGGUUGAAAACUUUGACAUAGUUAUAAUCUCAUCAGGGCAAUGGUUCUUCAGGCCACUAUUGUUCUAUGAAAAGGGUAAGCUUGUUGGAUGCAACAAGUGUGGGAUGGACAAUGUGACAGACCUCACACACCUCUAUGGAUACAAGAAGGCAUUCAGGACAGCAUUUAGGGCACUCAAUAGCCUUGAAAAUUACAAAGGGGUCACAUUUUUAAGGACAUUCUCACCAGCACACUUUGAGAAUGGUGAUUGGAACAAGGGUGGGAAGUGUGUGAGGACUAUGCCAUUCACCAAGCAAGAAAUGAGGCUUGAGGAUGGGGCAGUUGAGUACAUUCUAGAGAUGUAUGUGACACAAGUGGAGGAGUUUAGAGAGGCACAAAGGGUGGCCACAAAGAGAGGGUUGGAGUUUCUAAUGAUGAACACUACUGAAAUUAUGUUGCUUAGGCCUGAUGGACACCCUAACAACUAUGGACAUGCCAAGGACAAAAAUGUGACAUUGAAUGACUGUGUUCAUUGGUGCUUGCCAGGGCCUGUUGACACAUGGAAUGAGUUUUUGCUCUAUAUGUUGGAUAUUAUGGGAAGUGAUGCAUUUUUUAGUUCUAAGCUAGAGAAAGUUUUUUAAGAGCAUCGGAUUUAAUUACCAUGCUAACCAUGUGGAGUAUAUUGUUAACCAUGUGGGGGAGAUUGUUUAUUGCUUUUUUUUUUUUUUGGGUUCACAACAAAGAAUAUUUGUAUAUUUUAACAUGUAUUUGCACAAAGGGGAGGGAAUGUGGAAAUGGCACUCUGAAAUAUGAAUGUAUUUAUCUGCUCAUAUAGAAUGUAUAUCCAAAGGUAUUUUUGUGGAUACAA